AUCAAACAAGUGCGGCCCACCUGAUUUUCUGUACUACGUGACAUGCUUUCAAACACCUGAUGAAUGGUCCAGAUCUCACGAGCGUUCUCUCAAUCUCUCCUCGCGCGACUCCGAGUAAAUCUCCCUAACAAAAAUCCUUCCAUCCCUCCACCUCCCCCUCUCUCUCUGGAAAUUUCUUCUUUUUCUAGGGUUUUUCUCCUCUCUCAGCUGCGCUUCUAUACAUCGCGCCGGACGCCACCUCCUCCGAAGAAUCAACGCAACAAAGGCGCCCUUCCCCGCUGCCGCUGCCGAAAUCUCCGAACACAAAGUCGCGACGCCAGAACUCUCACGUCCAUCGCGUCUGACCGCAGCGAAUCCCUGGACUUCUAAUAACAAAUACAGAUGUAUUCGUUUACAUAUCAAUCUCUAAUAGAUAAUAAUCAUAAUAAUGAAAAUUUCUAGGGUUUCUUUCUUUCUUUGAUUUUCUGCUUGAAUGUCUUGUAGCAGCAAAUCCAUUGUAAUUGAAUGAAUUCCUUCUAUGAUUCGAAUGAUCGACACUCGCGUCUUCUCUCUACGGUUCUUUGAUCUCUUCUAUCAUUUUACUGUAUUUUCUUUAUUUUUCCUUAUUUAAUUUGUUUAUUUUGAAAUUCAUCGUUCCUGAAUUAGGAGCGAGCGGGAACAGAAUUUUAGGUUUUGUGUGAAAAAAAUUCUGCAAGAUCAUAACUUAUACCUCGAGAAACCAGAAAGGUUGAAUUUUGUUGUUUGCUCGGUAAGGGGUUGUUAAUGGGUAGCCCUGGGUUGAUUAAUCGCAGUAACGGGCAGCACCACCUUGGUGUCACGGAGCCAAUUUCAUUAGGUGGGCCGUCGGAGUUUGACUUGAUCAAGACCCAAGAGCUCGAAAAGUUUCUUGCGGACGCGGGAUUGUAUGAAAGUCAGGAGGAAGCCGUUGCUAGGGAAGAAGUGCUUGGGAGAUUAGACCAGAUUGUGAAGACUUGGGUGAAGAAGGCUGGCCGGGCGAAGGGAUUCAAUGAGCAGCUUGUCCAAGAAGCAAAUGCUAAGAUAUUCACAUUUGGUUCUUAUCGGUUGGGGGUACAUGGCCCUGGUGCAGAUAUUGACACGCUGUGUGUGGGGCCUAGACAUGCCACAAGAGAGGAAGAUUUUUUCAUUGAACUUCAUCAGAUGUUGGCUGAGAUGCCUGAAGUAACAGAGUUGCACCCGGUGCCCGAUGCUCAUGUGCCCGUGAUGAAGUUCAAAUUCAGUGGGGUGUCCAUAGAUCUUUUGUAUGCAAAGCUCUCACUUUGGGUAAUUCCUGAAGAUUUGGAUAUUUCACAAGACUCGAUACUUCAGAAUGCCGAUGAACAAACUGUCCGUAGUCUCAAUGGUUGCAGAGUUACAGAUCAAAUUUUGCGGUUGGUCCCAAAUAUUCAGAAUUUCCGCACAACCUUGAGAUGCAUGAGGUUUUGGGCAAAACGGCGUGGCGUUUAUUCAAAUGUUUCAGGCUUUCUUGGUGGUAUAAACUGGGCAUUGCUUGUUGCUCGUAUAUGUCAGCUAUACCCAAAUGCAUUGCCUAGUAUGUUGGUAUCUCGUUUUUUUCGGGUUUUCACCCAAUGGCGCUGGCCAAAUCCGGUGAUGCUAUGUCCUAUUGAAGAGGGCUCCUUGGGACUUCCUAUUUGGGAUCCAAGAAGAAAUUUUCGUGACAGACUCCAUCAAAUGCCUAUAAUCACGCCUGCGUAUCCUUGUAUGAACUCUAGCUACAACGUCUCAUCAAGCACUUUGCGUGUAAUGACUGAAGAGUUCCAGCGUGGAAAUGAAAUAUGUGAGGCAAUGGAGAUAAACAAGGCUGAUUGGAAUACCCUUUUCGAGCCCUAUCCUUUCUUCGAUGCAUACAAGAACUAUCUGGAGAUUGACAUCACUGCAGAAAACGAUGAUGACCUGAGGAAAUGGAAAGGCUGGGUUGAAUCUCGGCUCCGCCAACUGACAUUGAAGAUAGAGAAGUACACAUUCAACAUGCUUCAGUGUCACCCGCACCCAGGUGACUUCUCAGAUAAAUCGAGGCCAUUCCACUGCUGUUUUUUCAUGGGUCUGCAACGAAAGCAAGGUGUACCUGUAAAUGAAGGGGAACAAUUCGAUAUAAGGUUAACGGUUGAAGAGUUUAAACAGUCCGUUGGUGCUUACACACUGUGGAAACCUGGGAUGGAGAUCCAGGUGUCCCAUAUAAAACGUAGGAACAUUCCCAAUUUUGUUUUCCCUAGUGGGGUCCGGCCAUCUCGCCCCACUAAGGUUUCACACUUGAAUGGCAGAUUGGCUUUAAAACCAAAGGUCUCUAACGCGGUUCAAGCAUAUAAAUCAUGUGUAGCAGCGGGCAGCGUUAAAGAGGCAGAUGUAGCAGAUGAAGCAAGAAAGAGAGAGCCCGUUGGGAUUAACGUGGAUAGUAGCUUCACGAGUGAGAAGAGUAUUCUCGCAAUUGCUUCUGGCAGUGUUGGAGCUGAUGGAUCUGAAAGAUAUGGCCCACCUAUUGGCUCUCCUGGUGCAACCAGUUCAUGCUCUAAAGAAGCAGAGGGCAGCAUUAAGAAUAUUGACGGGUCAGAUGAAACAAGGAAGAGAAAAUGGGUUGACGAUAAUCCAGAAAGCAACCCGACGAAUGAAAAGUGUUAUGCUGCAGCUGCUUGUGGUGAGGGGGAUCGAAGCUGUAACCCUCUUCCCAUUAGAUCCUCUGGCAUUGCAAUUUCAUGCUCUAAAGAAGCGGAAGAGAUUGCUAUUGAGAAGCUAACUUCUACUCAGACAAUCGACCACACCGCUUUCCCUGAGGAACUUGAUGAGCUUGAGGAAUAUGGAUCAGCUUAUCAGGUUAGAGAUUUUGGUGGGGACUCAAAUGGGGGCUCCACUGCAUCCUCGACAGCGAAUGCAGUUGAAGGGAAGGUCGUAGGCUUGCAGGCCAGUCAUUUCCAAAAUGGGGCAGGAUUAGAGGAACUCGAGCCUCCUGAGCUGCCUGUUCCAUUACCUAAUGGCCCACCUGCUUCUGUCUCUCAGCGGAAGCCACUUAUCAGGUUGAGUCUAACUUCCAUGGUGAAAACAACCGGGACAAGCAGAUGAUAUAAUCGUCGAAGCAUGGGCAAAGGCAAAAACCUGCUGAUUUUCGUUUAUCCUGUAUAAUGUAACCUUUGUCAUCUUUGCUUGCUUCUUCCUCUAAUUUCCCCUAAAUUGCCCAUGGAAAGAUGGAUUCUUUGUUAUACUAAAGAGAAUGAGGAGAUGGUCUGUGGAUACCUUUUGAGUUGUGUUUUUCCCCUUUUGGCAAUUGCUACACCCAAACGCCUUAUUGUAAUAAGAAAAAAGUUUUUUUUU
Magnolia sinica is the source of this 3321-nucleotide messenger RNA. RefSeq names its product nuclear poly(A) polymerase 1-like. Gene Ontology annotation, cellular component: nucleus. The transcript is spliced from 12 exons. Gene Ontology annotation, molecular function: poly(A) RNA polymerase activity; RNA binding. Lineage: Eukaryota; Viridiplantae; Streptophyta; Magnoliopsida; Magnoliales; Magnoliaceae. The coding region runs from base 763 to 3072 and encodes 769 amino acids. The record is from RefSeq and is a predicted model, not a curated record.